CAAAGGUAAGACACACUUCAGGUCAACGGAUUCAGCUGCAGCCAAAACACCUGCUCUACUUAUGAACUGGCUUGUAGCUGCGCUUACUGUGUGCGUCCUCGCACCCACCGCCCACUGUGCCUCAAACGCCAUAGCCUGGUGUUAUCAUCUGCCAAGCUGCAAUGAUGCUACCUGGCCAACUAUUGCUACUAAAUUUUGCAAUGGCACCCGACAGUCACCCAUUAACAUCGUCUCAGCGUCUGCCAAACCCAACUCCAACCUGACUGCAUUCACCUUUAAUAACUACAACAGCAGCACCGCCCUGAAAAAGAUCCAAAACUCUGAAAACACAGUCAAAGUCACCUUUGGAAGCGGUGUUGGCAUUUCAGGAGGAGAUCUGUCCGAGGCCUACGACAGCCUGCAGUUCCACUUGCACUGGGGUAAUGGCUCCUCUUCCCCCGGCUCCGAGCACACCGUGGAUGGCAAGCGCUAUCCCAUGGAGUUACACAUUGUAAACAUCAAGUCCUCCUAUAAAGGGAACACAACUCAAGCUAUUGCAGACUCUACAGGACUUGCUGCUCUUGGUUUCUUCAUUGAGGAAAUGUCAGGUAAUGCUACUGGCCAGCCUGCAAGCUGGCGCACCUUGACCUCCUACCUGGCCAACAUCACAAACAGUGGCCAGUCUGUUCCAAUGGCACCUGGAAUUUCACUGGAUGAUCUCCUGGUCGGGGUGGAUCGCACCAGGUAUUACCGCUACCUUGGCUCCUUGACCACCCCUGCUUGCAAUGAGGCUGUGGUUUGGACUGUGUUCAAGGACUCAAUCAAAGUCAGCAAAGAUUUGAUUGAUCUCUUCAGCACAACAUUACACGUCUCCAACAGCACAUCACCUUUAAUGAUAAAUGUCUUCAGAAACAUCCAGCCAGCGCUACCAGUUACAACACAGCGUGCCAGCAGCAGCUCCACCUCCACAACCUGCUACUCUCUGGCGCUGAUGGCCCUGAGCCUUGUCCUGGGGAGGAGUUGGAGCCAAUGAACGACUAAUGAAAAACCACAGCUGUGGUGUCUCAGGAAUUAAGGUGUUGCUGGUAAACUUGUUAGCAAUUAAGGUUACGCACUCUUCAUCAUUUUUCCCUUUGAUUCCCUUUAGCCUUGUCCAAAUUGUUAAUACAUAUGCACUGUUUAUUAGUGCUGUCAAUUCAGGAUGCACAUAAGAUUGAGCUUUAACGUCGCAAGAACUUUGUUGCUUUCCAAUGUAGCGCUAUAUAUUAAUAGUUCAAAAACAUAUCAAAUCUGAUGAUGACUGCCUCGGUCUUAUGUGGUUGUCCAUCAAAUUGCUUCCAGGGUUAUGACAAGCUGCAAAGAAUUAUUUAUCCAUAAUCACAUUUAAUCUGCUUGGGCCUCUUGCAUACUGUAUUUGUUAAGCAUGAUACGCACAAGAAUUUAAUAUUUUGUUUUGUCGUAUGAAUAAUUCAGGCACAGCUCAUGUCUGUUUUUUGAGCUGCCAAAGCUACAUUCAGGUGCCUGAAAAAAGGAUAAUAAGUUUACUGGGUAGGUGUUGUAAUGGUAGUUUGGAAAUCCAGCAAUGUAAUCUGAGUGUGACAGUAUUUAAUGUUGGCAUUUAUUAGUCUAGAGAGUUAGUUUUUUUUAUUUUUAGUUUUUUUUUAAUAUUGUGUUUUCAGAUAACUAUUAGCAGUUGAAAAUGUAGCCACAUUGCCAAGCUGAGCACUCCAAAUGAAACCUGUACUGCCUCUUUCAGUUGGUGUGAUGAAGGAUUGACUCAAUCGAAUGAACACCUUUAUUUAUCACAAUAAUAUGCAUUACAUUUUUCCUUCUGCCCUGUGUUGCAUAUUUGCACAUGUAACAGAACUGUGACCUCUUGAUCUUGUUUAGUGUUUCUAAAUUAAAUUUUGGUGUCUAUCUCUUUUCUUAAGUCAUCUUAGUUUUACUUUAAUAAUGUGGAACAAACAUAAAACAUUUUGUAUGAAUGAAUGGAAAAUUUGUAAUUAAAAUUUUUUUUUAAACUGCA
Molecule: messenger RNA, 2005 nt
Organism: Siniperca chuatsi (mandarin fish)
Lineage: Eukaryota; Metazoa; Chordata; Actinopteri; Centrarchiformes; Sinipercidae
Gene: ca15b
Product: carbonic anhydrase XVb
Exons: 9
Coding region: 62-1012 (316 amino acids)
Cellular component (GO): plasma membrane
Molecular function (GO): zinc ion binding; carbonate dehydratase activity
Source: RefSeq, a predicted model, not a curated record